AUUUUUACCAGUAUGUACCAGAUGCUGUUUGGUAUAAAAUACGUCGUGAACACAUCAUAUUGUGUGAAUUCAUGGAAAAAGUUAACGAUCAAAUAUCAACAAUUGUACUUCUAUCAUCACUUAACAAUAUGUAUUUCAUUUGUAAUAAUUUAUUAAAUAUAUUCACGAAACUUCGUUAUCAGAUUAACUAUGUUUACUUUUGGUUUUCCUUGAUAUUUCUUUUAAGUCGCACCAUUUGUGUUUUUAUGUUUGCUUCGAAAAUUCAUGAAGCCUCAGUGUUACCUUUGCAGACUUUAUAUCUGGUUCCCACUGGCUGUUGGACCGAAGAGGUCCAACGUUUUAGGGCACAAAUAUUAAAUGAGUUUAUCGGUUUGACAGGCAAACGUUUUUAUGGAAUGACACGAAAAAAUUUAUUUGGGAUGAUGGCUACCAUUAUAACAUAUGAAUUAAUGCUUUUGCAGUUGGAUAAUAAAAAUAAAGAAAAUUCUUUACCCGAAUUAUGCACUUGAAUAAAUAUAAAAUAUGGAUUUAAUUCUAGCUUUUUUCUCAGAGAGAAAAAUUCGA
This is a messenger RNA of Lucilia cuprina (Australian sheep blowfly), 564 nucleotides long. RefSeq names its product gustatory receptor for sugar taste 61a. Gene Ontology annotation, molecular function: sweet taste receptor activity. Gene Ontology annotation, biological process: detection of chemical stimulus involved in sensory perception of taste; sensory perception of sweet taste. The record is from RefSeq and is a predicted model, not a curated record. Bases 72 to 509 code for a protein of 145 amino acids. The transcript has 3 exons. Lineage: Eukaryota; Metazoa; Arthropoda; Insecta; Diptera; Calliphoridae. Gene Ontology annotation, cellular component: membrane.